AUGGAAAGAAAGAGGUUAAAAAGAUGUGCCGUUGGGGACUUCUUGGUGGAGGACAAAACCAAAGCUCUUUUGAAAUAUGAUGGAACCAUCACUUGGGUCCCUCCUGCAAUCUUCAAAUCAUCCUGCCCUAUGGACAUUACUUACUUCCCCUUUGACUAUCAGAAUUGCUCUAUGAAGUUUGGUUCCUGGACCUAUGACAAGGCCAAGAUUGACCUGGUUCUUAUUGGCUCAAAGGUGAACCUUAAAGACUUCUGGGAGAGUGGAGAGUGGGAGAUCAUCGAUGCACCAGGUUAUAAGCAUGACAUCAAGUACAACUGCUGUGAAGAGAUCUACCCAGACAUAACCUACAGUUUUUACAUACGGCGACUGCCCCUCUUCUACACUAUCAACCUUAUUAUCCCCUGCCUCCUCAUCUCCUUUCUGACAGUACUUGUCUUCUACCUUCCAUCAGACUGUGGUGAGAAAGUGACAUUGUGCAUCUCGGUACUCCUCUCUCUUACUGUGUUCCUUCUUGUCAUUACGGAAACCAUCCCAUCCACCUCACUCGUGAUCCCUCUGAUAGGCGAGUACCUUCUCUUCACCAUGAUUUUCGUCACCCUCUCCAUUGUCAUCACCGUCUUUGUAUUGAAUGUGCACUAUCGCACCCCUAUGACCCACACUAUGCCUUGCUGGGUCCGUACCGUCUUCCUCCGAGCUUUACCCCGCAUCAUGCUCAUGCGCAGGCCUCUCGAUCUAUCAGAGUCCUCUGGGAAAGGAGGACUAGAAAGUGGGGGCUCGUCCGGGACUGGAGCAGGACGAGGAGGAGAGGGAAAGAAGAGGAAAAACAGUGCAUCUCAACAGGGAGCAAUGAACUCUUUGGAAUUUGGAGAGGGGAAAUCAGCAUUAGAAGGAAAGAAAGGGGGAUGCCCAUGUCACCCAAUGAAAGAGGCAACUGAGGGGGAUUGUGGAAAAGUGAGUCGUCAGUUGAGCUCACAGGGUAUUAACACAGUUGUGGCUUUCUCUGUGGUGUCACCGGAGAUCAAACAGGCUAUUGAGAGUGUGAAGUACAUUGCUGAGAACAUGAGGAGCCGCAACAAAGCCAAAGAGGUGGAGGAUGAUUGGAAGUAUGUUGCCAUGGUGAUUGACCGCAUCUUCCUUUGGGUCUUUGUGCUGGUGUGUGUGCUGGGAACUUUGGGACUCUUCCUGCAACCUCUGAUUGACUUCUUCUCGUAAUUAACUAUGCCAGCUUGCCUGUUCUAACCAAUCAUUAUCUGAGUUACUGACAUGCUCCAUAUUUAAUUAGUAUCACACGUGUUCCAUCAUUACAACAAAACUAUAUACUGGUGUCCUUGCACACAGCAAAAACAUAAUCAGGUGGUCUGUUUUGCUCUCUGCCACUAAUCAAUUGGAGACUGCUUUUUGCCUUUUUUUAACAAUCAGUGACUCCAAGUGAACUUUCUAAUCACCAUCUAUCCUGAAGCACUAAAAUGUCCAUAAGAAGACCAAUCAGACUGACUGGUGUUCUGUGUCCACUACUCAAAAUGACAUUCCACUUACAAUAUCUGAUUACACACACAUGAUAUGUGGCAUUUUAUACCAAACAACAUGGCCAUCUUCUCUCAACUCAACAGUCACUCAGGAAAAUCUGCAAAAGACAGUGAUUGUGGGAAUAGAGUAGAGGAAAUCCAGUUUAAGCACAAAAAUGUUGUGUAGAUUAGUUCACCAAAAUCUUCAAGGAUAAACACUGAGCCGUGUGAUUAUGGGACAUAAUUAGUCAAGAAUAUGGGUGAUCUAUAAAUAUCUUUGAGUUGUGGCAUGGCUGCACUCCAGAAUAAAAAUGACUAAUCUGGUCCCAUUAUGCCAAAUAAUUUGUGUUUAGAAUGAGAUUAAUGAAUGUUUUUUUUUAUUUUUUUUACUCAGUGUGUCUCAUUCCUAUGAUACUGCAUGUUGAAGAUUUUUUUAAUUUGAAGCAGUUGUAUUGACCAUGAUGUCUUAAUCCUUAACUGUUUUGAGUGCUGUGCAGGCUAUUAAAAUGAUUGCUUUCCCUCCCUCUCUCACACUCAUGCUCUCUCUCUCUCUCUCUUGCUCUAUCAGAUACAUAAUCCCCUCUUUAAUAUCACCAUUUAAAUCUAUUUUCC
Sinocyclocheilus anshuiensis is the source of this 2117-nucleotide messenger RNA. RefSeq names its product neuronal acetylcholine receptor subunit alpha-3-like. The record is from RefSeq and is a predicted model, not a curated record. The transcript is spliced from 3 exons. Gene Ontology annotation, molecular function: transmembrane signaling receptor activity; extracellular ligand-gated monoatomic ion channel activity. Lineage: Eukaryota; Metazoa; Chordata; Actinopteri; Cypriniformes; Cyprinidae. Bases 1 to 1212 code for a protein of 403 amino acids. Gene Ontology annotation, cellular component: membrane. Gene Ontology annotation, biological process: monoatomic ion transmembrane transport.